AUGUUCAAAAGGCACAAGACCCAUGCCUCAGAACGCAAGAGAGAAUUAUCUUCGCAAGGAGCACGGUCCACACUGAAGAAUGAUAUGAGAAAUUUUCAAUUUUUGUCUCAACUUAUCCUCUCAGCAGGGCCUCUAAAAUCACUUCCAGCAGUUAAACACUCAAAACCCGCUCACUUUGAGGUUGAAAUACUUGAUGCUCAAACAAGAAAGCAGAUAUGUAUUGUGGAUAAGGUGAUGCAAACAUCUACUAUUCAUGAUGUUAAACAAAAAUUUCACAAAGCAUGUCCAAAGUGGUACCCUUCCCGAGUUGGCCUGCAGCUAGAACGUGGUGGGCCUUUUUUGAAGGACUACAUAACCAUUCAAAGUGUUGCGGCCUCCUCCAUUGUCACACUCUAUUUUACAGAUCUAGGUCAACAGGUCAGCUGGACUACAGUAUUUUUGGCUGAAUACACAGGACCUCUGCUAAUAUAUCUCCUCUUUUAUUUGAGGAUCCCAUAUAUAUAUGACGUGAAAGAGAGCUCUAGAAGAUUACGCCACCCAGUGGUACACUUGGCCUGCUUCUGUCACUGCAUACACUACAUCCGAUAUCUUCUGGAAACCUUCUUUGUACACAAAGUUUCUGCAGGACAUACACCUUUGAAAAAUUUGAUAAAGGGCUGUGCCUUUUACUGGGGAUUCACUUCUUGGAUGGCCUACUAUAUUAAUCACCCACGGUAUACACCACCAUCGUUUGGAAACAGGCAAGUCAUAGUGUCUGCUAUCAAUUUUCUGAUUUGUGAAGCUGGAAAUCAUUUCAUCAAUGUCGUAUUGGCUCAUCCCAAUCACACAGGAAAUAAUGCCUGUUUUCCAAGUCCAAAUUAUAAUCCCUUCACAUGGAUGUUUUUCCUGGUUUCAUGUCCUAACUACACCUAUGAGAUUGGGUCAUGGAUUAGUUUCACAGUCAUGACACAAACACUGCCAGUUGGGAUUUUUACACUUCUGAUGACUAUCCAGAUGUCUUUGUGGGCACAAAAGAAACAUAAGGUUUAUCUGAAGAAAUUCAAUUCUUAUAUGCGUAGGAAAUCAGCAAUGAUACCAUUUAUUCUGUAA
Molecule: messenger RNA, 1089 nt
Organism: Diceros bicornis minor
Lineage: Eukaryota; Metazoa; Chordata; Mammalia; Perissodactyla; Rhinocerotidae
Gene: TECRL
Product: trans-2,3-enoyl-CoA reductase like
Exons: 12
Coding region: 1-1089 (362 amino acids)
Biological process (GO): very long-chain fatty acid biosynthetic process
Molecular function (GO): oxidoreductase activity, acting on the CH-CH group of donors
Source: RefSeq, a predicted model, not a curated record